AAAUUCCAUUUUCGCGACACUUACCAUCUCCUCUCCAAUAGCUAUGGGUUAAAUGUUAAACCCUUGAUAUAGCCUACCCGUUGAUGAGGUCAGUAGAGCGAGAGUGAGGGGUAAAGAGCGAGGUGGGGGUUGUAGAGACAGGAAAGAACGGGAGAAAAGGAGUGAGAGGGAAGGAGGGGAAUAGACAGCCAUUACCGAAUCACAGUCGUGGUAUUCAUCGCUUCCUUGUCCCGGGUCAGUACAAACGGCUGAGUAGCAGCCCUGAUCAGACCGUCUGUACCUAAACGUGCUUCCGAAAGAGGAAAGACGCUUGUCGUGAGGAGGGCGACUCGAAGAGCCACAACAUCCCUGUCUCUGUAACCCCGUAAAAUAUUCCGACUCGAGGACCGCUAUUCCCCGCCCCUCUCUUUUUCCAGCCCUCUGGCGUGAUGGAGUCCUCGGACGAGGAGACACUGAGCGAGCGCUCCUGCAUUAGCGAGAGGAGCGAGCGGUCUUUGCGUAGCGAGCGCUCGGGGGGCUCCCUGUCCCCCUGCCCGUCCGGGCCCCAGGGCCCCCCUGGGGACACCCUACCUUGGAACCGACCGUCCAGACACGAGAGAGGAGAGAGGAGGAAGAGGAAGACCCACGACUCGGUGCUGGACCCGGCGGAGAGGGCGGUGGUGCGUGUUGCUGAUGAGCGAGACCGGGUGCAGAAGAAAACCUUCAUGAAAUGGGUCAACAAACAUCUCAUCAAGGUGAGGAAGCACAUCACAGACCUGUACGAGGAUCUGAGAGAUGGACACAACUUGAUCUCCCUCCUGGAGGUCCUCUCUGGAGUCACCCUGCAGCUCAAGGGCGUGUCCUCGCUGAGGAGGGUGUGCAUCUCCCGAGCUCCCCCACUCAUCUUGCUCGGGGGGGAGGAGGUGGAGGAUGGAGCUCAGGGACCCAGAGAAAAGGGUCGCAUGCGAUUCCACCGGCUCCAGAAUGUCCAGAUCGCCCUGGACUUCCUCAAACAGAGACAGGUCAAACUGGUGAACAUCCGGAACGAUGACAUCACAGACGGCAACCCCAAGCUGACACUGGGCCUCAUCUGGACCAUCAUCCUGCACUUCCAGAUCUCUGAGAUCUAUGUGAGCGGUGAGUCUGGGGACCUGACGGCUAAGGAGAAGCUGUUGUUAUGGAGCCAGAAGGCCUCCGAGGGCUGGCCUGGCCUCCGCUGUACCAACUUCUCCUCCUCCUGGAGCGACGGGCGCAUGUUCAACGCCCUGCUCCACAGAUUCAGGCCAGAUCUGAUUGACAUGGAGGUGGUGGCACAGCAGAGUAACCUUGACAACCUGGAGCAGGCCUUUGAGAUCGCCGAGUCGCUAGGGGUGACCAGACUACUGGACGCUGAAGAUGUGGACGUUCCGUCUCCAGAUGAGAAGUCGGUCAUCACAUACGUCUCCUCCAUCUACGAUGCCUUCCCCAAGAUCCCAGAGGGAGGAGAGGGCAUCGCAGCACACGAGGUGGACCACCGCUGGGCAGAGUACCAGUCUCGUUUCUCCAUGCUGCGCCAGUGGAGCCGGCAGCACACGGCCCUCAUGGCCAACAAGAACUUCCCACUGGACCCUGUGGAGCUCAAGGCACUUUACAAUGAGUACGUCCAUUUCAAAGAGACGGAGAUCCCUGCCAAGGAGCUGGAGAAGAGUGGUGUUGAACACCUCUACAAACUGCUGGAGGUAUGGAUGGAGUUUGGGCGCAUCAAGCUGCCCCUGGGCCUGCACCCCAACGACCUGGAGGAGGAGUGGGGCAAGCUGAUCCUGGAGAUGCUGGAGAGAGAGAAGGCCCUGCGGCCCGCUGUGGAGAGACUGGAGUUAUUGCUGCAGAUGGCCAAUAAGAUCCAGAACAUGGCCCUGGACUGUGAGGAGAAACUCACCCUGGCCAAGAACACACUGCAGGCCGACAUGUCCCGGGUGGAGAGUGGCGAGGCGGUGCAUUGUGAGAGGGAGCUGGGCUUGUACCUGCAGGACUGUGAGGUUCUGAUCAGACGGCUCAACGUGGACCUCCAUGUCCUCAGGGACCAGAAGUACUACCAGGUGGAGCAGCUCGCCUUCAGAGUGUCCUGUCUCCACGAGGAGCUGGUCUCUCUCCGGCUCCAGUGCUCCAGCGUCUACAGGAAGGGUCACUUCUCCCCGGUGACGGGGGGAGACCGGACGGCCCCGCGGGGGAGCGACAGUGGUCUCUCCCUGUCCACUGGGGCCCAGACCCUACUGGGGGCAGUGGGGGCGAUGGGGGCAGCCCUGCUCAGGAGACCCAUGUCCCGCUCUCAGCUGGUGGCCAUGUCAUCCUCAGAGGACGAGGGGAGUCUCCGGUUCGUCUAUGAGCUCCUGGGAUGGGUGGAGGAGACACAGGACAUGCUGGAGCGUGCAGAGUCAGGGGCGGACCUGCCCUCCGUAGAGCAGAACCUCCAGGACCACCAGAACAUCCACACUGCCGUGGAGGAGCUACUGCACAGCCUGAAGGAGGCCCGCAACUACGAGACGAAAGUCUCUCGUAACUUCAGAAGCAAUUAUUCGGACACUCUGGCCAAGCUGGAGCAGCAGUACUGCAAACUACUGGAAAACUCAUCGUGGCGCAUGCGCUGCCUGGAGAGCCUGCAUGCGUUUGUGUGUCGCUGUACAGAGGAGCUGAUCUGGCUCAAUGAGCGAGAAGAGGAGGAACUGGCCUACGACUGGAGCCACAACAACACCAACGUCAACGCCAAGAGAGAUAUAUACGCCGAAAUGAGGUCAGAGCUGGAGGAGAAACAGGAAGUGAUGCACUCGCUGCAGGAAACGGCCGACCGGCUCUGUCAGGAGAACCACCCGGCCAAACAGACAGUGGAGGCGUACAGUGCUGCGCUGCAGACCCAGUGGCAGUGGGUACGCCAGCUGUGUGUGUGUGUGGAGCAGCAUCUCAAAGACAAUACUGCCUACUUCCAGUUUGUGAGUGACGCACGGGACUGCGAGACGUACCUGCGUCAGCUCCAGGACACCAUAAAGAGACAGUACACCUGUGACAAGAGCAGCAGGCUGGGCAAGCUGGAGGACCUGCUGCAAGACUCUAUGGAGGAGAAGGAGCAGCUGAUUGAGUACCGCAGCUCUGUGGCCAGCCUGGUGGGCCGGGCCAAGACUGUGGUGCAGCUCCUCCCCCGCAGCGCCGAGACCACCCUGGGAAGCACCACGCCCAUCCGCGCCAUCUGUGACUACCGGCAGAUAGAGAUCACCAUCAGCCGAGGUGAGGAGUGUGUGUUGGAGGACAAUUCUCAGAGAACUAAAUGGAAGGUGAUCAGCCCCAGUGGGAAUGAGGCCAUGGUGCCGUCAGUCUGCUUCACCGUACCACCGCCCAACCAGGAGGCCAUGGACACCGCCAGCAGGAUGGAGCAGCUGUACCAGAACGUGAUGUCUCUAUGGCACAAUCUACACGUCAGCAUGAAGAGUGUGGUCUCCUGGCACUACCUGCAGAAAGACAUCAGGACCGUGGCCUCUUGGAGCCUGGACACGGUACGUUCCCAGACCCCUGUGGCCAGGGACCAGGCUCUGAACCAUUUGGAGGCCCACCUGGCUGACUUCCUCUCUGACAGCAAAGAGAGCAUCCUCUUCAACCCCGCUGAGAGACGCGAGCUGGAGAGAGACGCCCACACCGCCCAGGAACACUGCCAGGACCUGCUGGUCAACAUGGAGACAGUGGAGAAGGAUGAGUCUGUCUCUCGGUCCUACCUGUCAGAGCUCCAGAACAUUAAACUGCGUCUGGAGGAGGCGGAGCAAAAGCUGAUGCGCGGCAUUCAGACUCUGCCCCCUAGCAACCUAUCGGGCAACAGCGUCGACAACACUGUUCAAAUUGCCGAGCAAGAGAAGCUGCAGUCGGACCUGGAUGGUCUGAGGACCAGUCUUGGCGAGGUGUCGCGUCGCUGUGUGAGUUUCUUUGAGGAGAAGCCCACCUCCUCCAGUGUUCCCGUGCUGCGCUCUGAACUCAACCUGGCUGUGGAGAAGAUCGACAGACUACACAACCUCUCCUCUGUCUACCUGCGCAAGCUGAAGACAGUGGAUGUGCUGAUCCACAGCUUGCAGGCCGCAGAGAGCCAGGUGAAGAGGUACGAGAGCAGGCUGAGUGAGGAGGACAUCGUUCCUGCAGACGCCAACGCCAUCCAGGCCCUACGGGAACAACUGGGGACGUGGCAGUCAGAGCUUGAGGACCAGGAGAGGGUGUUGAGCUCCCUGCAGUCGGGGGUGCAGAAGGCCCGGGAGGCGGGGACUCAGCUGAACAGGCUCCACCCAGACCGCAGCCCGGAGCUGGAGCGCUACCAGGAGAAAGCCGCCCAGCUCACCGAGAGGUGGGCCGGAGUCAAGAGACAGAUGGACACACGGCGAGCCGAGCUAAAGGCCCUGGGCUCAGUCCUGCAGCAGUACAGAGACGGCCACUCUGCUCUGAUCCACUGGAUAGAGGAGACCACUGAGAGACAGGAGAACACCCAGCCUGGACAGACUGACAGCAGAGUCCUGUCUGAACAACUGGCAGAACAAACGGCAUUAGUAGCCGAGAUCGAGAAGAACCAGACCAAACUAGACGAGUGCCAAACCCACUCCAAACAGUACUGCACCUCUGUCAAGGACUACGAGCUACAACUGAUGACAUUCAAAGCCUUUGUGGAGUCGACCCAGAAAUCCACUGUAAAGAGGAGGAGGAUGCACUCUUCAUCAGACGCCAUCACGCAGGAGUUCAUGGACUUGCGCACACGCUACACAGCCCUGGUUACCUUGACGACGCAACACGUCAAGUACAUCAGCGAUGCACUGAGGAGACUCGAGGAGGAAGAGAAAGAGGUGGAGGAGGAGAGGCAGCAGAGGGUGGGCCAGGUGUCAGAGCUGCUGGGCUGGGUCAAGGGCCUCCAGGGCCCCUCCGCCGAGUCAUCCAUUGCGGCGCAGCAGGCUGUCGGUGAGCAGUUAGCGGCUAAGGAGGAGGAGGUGGCUCAGGCUAUCAGGAACACCCAAGUCUUCCUGAUGUCUAAACAGGCCAGCAAGUUGUCCCCAGAGGAACGUGUCCAGGUGACCUCCCAGCUGGAUGAGCUGACGGCCACCUACAGCCAGCUGUGUGACCGUUCCACCGCCCGACUGCAACAGCUGGAGCAGGAGCAGGCCAAAGAGGAGCAGAGAAAGAGCCAAGCUGCCAUUGGCGGAGUUAUUGACCUGGGCACCAUGGAAACUGUCCCAGUCUUCCAAGCUGCUCAGCGUGGCCUCAUUGAUCAGGACACCUGCCAUGUCUUAUUGGAGGCCCAGCUCACCAUGGGUGGGUUAUUUCAGCCUGUCUCCCCUGUGAGCCUAUCACUGGAAGAGGGCUUCAACUGUGGCCUGAUUGAUAGUCUCAUCAGCCAAUCCCUAGCAGAGCUGGAGAGUGCCUUGCAUCUUGUCGACCAGACAGAACAACUGGAGGGCCAGCUCCUCCCAGUGGCUGCAGCCAUGGAGGAGGGCCUUAUCAGAGAGGAGUUGGGGCUGCGUAUCCUGGAGCUGCAGAUGAACACAGGAGGCCUGAGGGAGUUGGGAGGAAGAAGACUGACCCUGGAUAGUGCUGGAGAGAUGGGCCUGCUGACCCCAAGGGUCUACACCAAGCUCAGGUCACGGGUCAAUCGGCGGGAGCUCGUUGACCCUAACACAGCAGAAAAGCUGAAUCUGUCUGAACUGCUGCAGCGCUGUGUCCUCAGCGAUGACACCGGCUUGUAUCUGCUGCCAGUCAAACAGCAGCCAGGAGGCACCGUCUGCCUCGCUUCCGGCAGGAAGGUUGGGAUCUUUCGUGCUGUCCAAGAGAAUCUGAUUGACAGGCAAGUUACGGUGAGAUUGCUGGAGGCCCAGCUUUUUGCUGGUGGGAUUGCUGACCCCCGUACGGGACGCCGCCUGACUGUGGAUGAGGCUGUGCGUCACAAUCUUAUGGACCAGGACCUGGCCUGUGCCAUGCUGACCCGCCAGCUGCAGAGUGGUGGGAUACUAGACCCUGUAAGUGGGGAGCGCCUAGGGUUGGAGGAAGCCAUCCAGAGGGACCUGCUCUCACCUCAUCUGGCCCUGCUGGUGCUCGAGUCCCUCUGGGCUUUUAUGGGGAUGCUCUGGCCUGAGUCAGGGGAGCUGCUGCCCAUUGCAGAGGCUCUACAACAAGGGGUCAUCUCGGGAGAGCUGGCUCUGAACAUCCUGAGACAACGCCACACGAUAGGUGCCCUGUACCUUCCUGAAACCCCCAAGGUCGUGUCCCUGAAUCAGGCUAAGGAGGUCCUUGAACCCAAAGUGGCUGAGAUUCUGAAAGCGAUUCAGAUACCAGAUGUGCUACACAACAUGAACCAGUCAGGCUCCCCAAAUCUAAAUCGCCUAAGCUGGGGCUCCACUGGGUCAUCCCCUCCCUCCUCACCACCUGCCUCUUCCCCAGAGCACACAUGUUUCCCCUCAUUUCUGGAGGAGAUGGCCCCUGAGGAACAGGCACAUCACCGCCUGCUUUUCCAUUUAAUGACCCACAGUUAUAUAGAUGCACAUUCUGGCCAGCGCUUAGUGUUGUUCGAGCCUGAGCUGGUGGAACUUGUCAAGGCUGCUACUGGUCUGACCAAUGAGGAUCAUAUACCUGGAGUGGUGGUGUCAGGGUUGAGUUUGACUUCACAGAGACAGGAGUUUAUGGAAGUAGUGCCAACUGUAAUUUUGGCAGAUAAUCAGCAGACAAGGGAAAUCGGAGAGGUCCAGGAAAAGAGUGCAAAAUUCAGCUCGUCUGAAAAAUAUGUUUCCUCCAGAAAGAUGGUAGAAGAAGCUGAUGGUCAAGAAUGGGAUGGUACAUCUGACAUGAUAUUGCAGGCUAAGCAAACUGGAAUUAAGGAGAUGGGACCGGUAGACCUUGACUCAACCAUGAGAGUAAGUGAGAAGGUAGAUGGAGGUGUACAUAAAGUAGUAAAAGGUGAAAAGGAUGACAUUGUUAUUUUUGAAAGUGUCCAGCCCUCAGCUGGACUACCAGAAAAGCAAUUAAUUACAGGCUCGUAUGAAGAGGGGCUGGUAGAGAUUGAAUCAGAGGGAGCAAGAGAGAGUCACAAAAAGACAAAGGAUAAGGACUCACUCAUGGAAGACAUUGGCGGCACACUUGUAGAAGCCUCAGAAAUGUACUCCACGCCAUUUAAGACCGAGGCAGAGACUCUGAUGCCAACCCAAUCUCAUGCCAACCCUAUUCCACCAUCAGAGACUAAUGAAAAUGAGAGCAUGCCUGUCAGUGUUGGAGUUAAACAUACUAUGAAGGAUUCUCAGAGGGUCACAGUGAAGACCCCACCCCAGGUUAUGAGUUUAGAGGCAGCAGCAGUGAAGCGUGAGGAGGAUGUUGAGCUGGAAAGGUUGACCUCAGAGCUUCACCAAGGGGGUCUACUGAUGGAAGGAGGGCAGCGGCUUCUCCCAGAUGAAGCCGUGGCUCAGGGGGUCCUCCCUGGACACACUGCAGUCAAGCUGAUGGCCAAGGCAGGACUUUUCCGAGGUUUCCUGGAUGUCAGCGCGUGCGAAUCUCUGAGCAUGGAGGAUGUGAUGCAGGAGGGUCUGCUUGACGAAGACCUGAUGUGGAGUGUGCUGAAAUCAGAGAAGACCCUGGCAGGGGUAGUGGAUGUAGAGAAGGGGAAGAUUUGUACCCUGAAGGAUGCUGCUCAGGCAGGCCUGAUAGACUCCAACACAGCUGCUCGGCUCCUGGAGGCCCAGGUGGUCUCAGGGGGAGUGGUUGACCUGCGAAGGGAUAAGAAAGUGUCUGUUACCCUGGCAGCCAACCUUGGGCUGAUAGAGGAGGACCAACGAGAAAAGCUAGUUGCGUUGGAGAAGUCAUACCGUGGAAAAUACUCAGACCCAGAUUCAGCACUAACCAAAGCAACGUUGCAGCUGCAAAUGGAUGGGGUUGUCGAUCCCAAAACGAAGUCACCUGUUCCCCUAAAGCUGGCCCUUGAAAGAGGUUUGCUUGGGCAGAAGGAGGUCUAUCAAGCCUUGUCUCAGCAAGUGGCAGAGGGUGGCAUCGUGCACCACAACUCUGGAGUUAGACUGUCAGUUGCUGAUGCUUUGCUGCGAGGUCUGGUAGAUCGUGCCAUAGCCCCAGAACUGGGGGAGUUAGAGAGAGCAUGUCAGGGGGAAGUUGCCCUCUCUUCAAACCCAGAUGCUGCCCUCCUCCAGGCAUCCACAGGUGCCAUUUUGGACCCUGAUUUAAAUUGUAGACUUACAUUGACAGAGGCUGUCUCCGAUGGUCUGCUCGAUGAGAGCACUGCCAAGAAAGCAAUGGUUUCUCCAGGUGUAACACAAGGUUUGUUGGAUCCACAAAGUGCCCAAAUUGUGCCUUACUCAGACCUUGUAAACCAAGGCAAGAUUGACAUUAAGAGUGGAAAGCGCUUCUUGGAAGUGAAGCCUUUCAAGGGAAUCCAGGAUAAGCAGACAGGUGAAAUCCUGAAUUUAGCUGAAGCAAUUGCAUCUCAACAAGUUGAUCCGGUCCCAGCGCUCAGAAUGUUGCAAAGCCAGGCAGACACUGGAGGGAUUAUUGAUAUUUCCAAUGGAGCUAGGCUUCCUCUGCCUAAAGCCUCUAAGAAAGGGCUGGUGGGAGAACAUAUGGCCAGGCUCAUUGCCACCAACCAGGUUCUGAAAGGGGGCUUGUUUGACCCUUCCACGGGGCAGAGAGUCUCUAGCCUGAAAAAAGCUGUCAAAUAUGGGCUUAUAUCCAGAGAAAUGGCUGCAGAACUCCAGGGCAACUUGGGCUCCAUGGACGUAGAAUCUGACGAUGAGGAUACUUCAACACCCAUUGCCUCCUCAGAUGGGACCUAUAGUCCUGCAGUCACAUUAUCAAUAUCCAGUCCAGACAGCCAAACCAAAAUAAUUAUUGAAAGCUCUGAAGUUAUUUCUCCAUCCCCACAUCCAGAAGAGUCAGAAAAGGGGUAUAACCCUUUGAUGAUCACAGAGGACAUUGUAAAGACUCUAGAAGCUGGAACGUUCAAGCAGUCAGAAGAUCUGCAACACCAUGGCUCUGUACACAUUGAAGAAGAGAUUGGAGAGGUCUCAAUAGCCGGGAAGUCAUUUGACAUCGAGUCAGACCAGUCAAUCAAUUUGUUGGCUCAGUUUGCAAUCAAUGCGGAGAAAAGGGUUCAGCAGGCCCUUCAGGAGAUGGCGACUCAAGAUGUUACUGUUCGACCACCAGAAAAUGAUAAAAAGGGGUCUAGACCUGUGGGUGAAAGUAGUUCAGUCUUGCAGCAGGGGCAGUCUGCUAUGGGCAAAGAACCACGGAUGGACUCGACAGGGGCCAUUGGCAGAGAAGGUAGGGAUCAACAGGGCAGCAUAGAUAUUUCUACACUGGUUGAGAGAGAUGAAGGGAAGACAAAUGUGGUAGAAGACAGUACUGAGAGUGUGGUGGAGCAAGGUAGAAUGGAGGUUGAGAGGGACACAAAGAUUGAGGUCACAGAGCGUGAUGAUCUUGGACAUGCAUCAACCCCUUCUAAGGAGGCUGAAGGUAAGAGCAAAAAGAAGAGGAGGAAUAAGAAGAAAGGAAAAGGGGAGGUUGACAUUGAGCAAAGACCCUCAGAAGAAGCUGAUAUUCAGAAAAUGCAAAACAAAGACCAGAAUGUACAAUCUAAGGAUAAGGGUGUUGAGUCCACCAGAGGUUAUGUUACCCCGCAGGAGAAAGAGGAGUCCCUUGUGCAAGAUGUUCAAUCUGCACUUGAAAGUGCCAGGGCACGGUCUGUUGAGAGCUUUGGAGAUCCAGAAGAUAUUGGCAAAUUAAGGGAAGCUUCUGCUGUUCCGCUUGGAGUCAUAGAAGAUGCUCUUGAGGUAGAGAGAGAUGGUACAGAGUAUAAGGUCUCCGAGGACCAAAGACGGGUGGAGAAGAACAAAACGUCUAAGAUACCUACGGCAUCAGAGAAGGUUGAACCUGUGACAGAGAAGAUGCCAUCCAUCCAUGAUAAAGCAGGUUCUGAAGUGACAGUAACGAAGGGUGUUCUCAACAGCUUAGACAAAAAGUCUAAGAUAACCAUUGUAGCAGAAAAGGUUGAAUCUGUGGCAGAUGAGCGAUCGUCCAUCCAUGAUAGAGUAUCCAUUCAUAAUAGAGUUUCUAAAGAUGAGCAAAUGCGGGAGGGCGAGCACAUUGUGGGAAAGAGUGAUUCAGAUGGGGAGAAGACGGUUUCUCAACAGACUGGACAACAGGAGCAUAAGGAUAGAAAAGAGGUGGAAUUCACUCUGAAAACCCCCCAGGCAGCAAAUGACAAAGAGGCCCUUUUACGGAAGGCAAAAGAGAGUAUCCUGAGGAAGGUGUUUGGGCGAGGUGUUAGUGAGAAGCAAGCUGCAGAUGAGCUAGAGGCACUGCGUCAGGGAGUGGGGAAGGAGAGUUUGGUGACAUCUGUAGAGGAAGUUAAGACUGUAGGGAGUCCUGAGAUUUCACCAGAAGAGAGUAAAGGAAUUGACAAGAAGGAAGGAGAAAGAGAGAAAGUUCUGCCUCACCAUUCUAUGAUUCAUGUAGCAGCAGAGGAAGUGGAAAAAGCUCUGCCAUGCCAGGUUAAAAGAGGAAGGAAAGAGGAGAAAGUUUUACUAGACCAGGCUAAAGGAGAGACCGAGGAGAAAGUUCUACCAGACCAGGCUAAAGAAGGAGAGAAAGAGGAGAAAGUUCUACCAGACCAGGCUAGAGAAGGAGAGAAAGAGGAGAAAGUUCUACCAGACCAGGCUAGAGAAGGAGAGAAAGAGGAGAAAGUUAUAUCAGACCAGGCUAGAGAAGGAGAGAAAGAGGAGAAAGUUCUACCAGCCCAGGCUAAAGGAGAGAAAGAGGAGAAAGUUAUAUCAGACCAGGCUAGAGAAGGAGAGAAAGAGGAGAAAGUUCUACCAGACCAGGCUAGAGAAGGAGAGAAAGAGGAGAAAGUUCUACCAGACCAGGCUAGAGAAGGAGAGAAAGAGGAGAAAGUUCUGCCAGACCAGGCUAGAGAAGGGGAUAAAGUUCUACCAAACCAGGCUAGAAAAGGAGAGAAAGAGGAGAAAGUUAUACCAGACCAGGCUAGAGAAGGAGAGAAAGAGGAGAAAGUUCUGCCAGCCCAGGCUAAAGAAGGAGAGAAAGAGGAGAAAGUUCUACCAGACCAGGCUAGAGAAGGGGAUAAAGUUCUACCAAACCAGGCUAGAAAAGGAGAGAAAGAGGAUAAAGUUCUACCAAACCAGGCUAGUAAAGGAGAGAAAGAGGAGACUGUUCUACCAUCUCAAACAGACCAGCUUAAAAAGAUGAUGCCGGGAAAGAAAAAUCAGAAGAACAGAAAGUCUAAGAUGCAUAGAGUGGUAGAAAAAGUUGAACCUGCGACAGAGGAGAAGCCAUCCAUCCACAAUAGAGCAGAUUCUGAAGUGAAAUCCAUACCGGCUGAUCUUGAGAGCUCAGUCUCUGGGGAUGAGCAGAAGCUUGAGGAGCAGCAAGACAGUAAAUCAGAGGAGCUGAACAAAAUGGCUGCCUCUACCAAGAGUCUUAGUGGAGUUGACGCCAAUCAACAAAGAUCAACCCACACCACUGCACCGUACCAAAUCAAUGCACAUCUUGAGGAGAAAACUAAGGAGGAUAUUUCUUUGAGGAGAGAAAUUGACCCACAUGGCAAGGAAAUUGAACCAUUUAGGAUUGGUACACCUGAGAAGGAUGUCCACCUAGACACCCAUCGUGUUAUUGACGUUGUGGAUGCCUCUCCUGAAACCCUUGUAUCCAUGUCAGGUGCCCAUCUGGUCAAGGCCUCUGUGGCUCCAGGUACCCAGACUGCUAAGACCACGGAGGAAAUGGAUGCACAUCUGGUGAAAGAUACUAAGGAGGACAGGUCUCUGAGCAAACAAACUGAUCUUCCUGGCAAGGACAUUGAACAACUAAGAAUUAGUACACCUGAGGAGGCAUCUUUGGCACCUGCUACCCGGCCAGCAAAAACUACUGGCAAAGGGAAGAAGAAGAAGCAACUGCAGCAAGAACAACAGGAGCAGAAACUUGACAGUGAAACUGAGUGUAAAGAGGAACAGUCCCUUGAGGAGUCCACAGAAUCAGGACAGUCCUGGUCUGACGAGAGCCCACAGUCUGAUGCAAAUGAGAUGGUUGAAUCUGAUACAACGGAGGUGCCCGAAUCUGAUACAACUGAGAGCUGGGAGGAGGAGGAUGGAGAAAUCCAAGAAUUGGAGAUAAGGAAAGAGAAGAGCCCAGCUAAGACGGGAAAGUCCUCGUUGCUCCGCCAGGAAUUCCUGGAACAUGACCAGCAAAUUGUGGCUCUGCUCUCUAUGGUGAGACACAUCGAGGUUCGCCUCAAGCAGCAGCAGCAACAGUCGAUUGGUCGCAGCCUCAUUGCCCUUGAUGACAUCAUCAAACAGACAGAGACCUUGGAUCUAGAACUUUGGGAUUUAGAACCCCAGGUCAAAAAGGAAGUGGAUGCUGCUGAGCAGCUGCUGGAGCCCCGCCCACAGGAAGUACCACCUCAGCUACUGUUGGCCUUGGAAAAGGAUGGGCGAAGCUUAGCUCGAGGUUACGAGGCUGCCAGAGGGGUUUCAGAAAACAUCCUGCAGGGGCUGCGCGCACACAGAGAGGCACAUAAGGAGGCAGUGACUGGGGAACAGAGGUCACUUGGGAGGCGAGUAGAGGAUCUUCUCUUCUGGCUGAAGGAGACUGAGGCACAAAUGACAGGAAUGGAUGGACAAACCCAGGGCGAGACUCCUCCUCAGCGCACACAACAGCUCCAGCUAUGCAAGGAGUUGCAGUCGUCUCUCUCGGCCCGCUCCAAUGACGUGAACGCGCUUGCCUUUGACAUCCAGGUGUUCAUCUCGGAGCGGGCUCAGGACCUGGCUCCAGAACAGAGCAGGCACCUCCUUGGGCAGCUACAACAGCUGCAGAGGGGCUUCCACCGAGCCUCUGGCCAAGCCCACGCCAAGACCGACACCCUCGCCGCCCAGAGAGAGAGGGAGGAGGAGAGGCAGCGCAGGCACAAAGAAAAAGAAGAGGAAGAGAAGGAGAGGGAAAGAGAGAGACAGAGUGCAAGGGAGAGAGAGGUGGUGCAGCAGCACAAAGCAGAGUGCUCACAGAGAUUGGAAGGCCUUACAAUGUGGUUGGCUGGAGCUGCCAGCGUGCUGGCCAAUCAAAGAGCGGGAGCAGAGUCUGGUGACGUGAAUGUGCUGCAGCAGAAACGGAGCGAGCUAAAGGAGGUACAGAAGGACCUGCUGACCAGAGGCGAGGGCGUGGCGGAGACCAUCCGCUCGGUGGAGGAGUUCCUGGCGGAGCACGGUGACGGCCUGAGUCCAGAGGACAGGGCCAACCUCCAGGGGGCACUGUCCCGUAUGAAGGAGCAGUACAGUGCACUGACCGACACGGCCGACUCCUCCCUGGCCCAGCUGGACACGGCCAUCAGCACCACCGUCCAACAGAACACACAGCGGGCGAAGGCAGUAGAGGAGCUGCAGGAGACCCGGUGUCAGAUCGACUCGCUGCUGGAGGAGCUCUCCUCCCUGAACCAGCCUGGGAGAAUAGGAACUGGCAUGACUGUUACUGACCACCCCUCCUCGCCAGAGGGAAGACUACAAUCGCACAGUGACAUGCUCCAGACGGAGCUCCAGCAGCUCCAGGCCCAGCAGGCCCAGCUGAUGCAGGUGUCCCAGAACGCUCGAUCCCUCCUGGACCAGCCCGACUCGGCCGUGCCAGCCGAGGAGAAACGGCGUCUGCGGGACCAGCUAGACCAGCUCCAGGCCCAACACCAGGAGAAGCUGCGGGCCUGCCAGGAGAGGCUGAGGCGCUCUGAGGCCCUUAAGGACGAGCUGGUCAAGUUCCUCCAGGAGCACGGAGGCCUGGGGACCUGGCUGGAACAGAGUGAGCGGGAGCUGGGUUCCUUAGGGGAAGGAGAGACUGACGCACAGGGCCUGAAGGGGAGACUGGAAGAGCACAAGAAGCUGGCGGAGGAUGUGAUCUGCCACAAGGCAGACCUGCGCUUCGUGUCCAUCUCGGGUCAGAAGGUGCUGGACUCUGUCCAGGGGGCUCUGGAGAAGGUAGGAGGGUCUGACCCAGCCCUGGAGGAGACCAAGCAGCUGGUCACGGACAAGCUACAGGACGCCAACCACCGUUACACCGCGCUGCACACCAAGUCGUCAGAUCUGGGGGGGCGUCUGUCGGGUCUGUUGGAACGCUACCAGCAGUACCAGGACGAGGCUGUGUCGCUCCACACCUGGCUCAGCACCCAGGAGCAGAACCAGAGUAUAGCCGGACCCGGCGGAGAGACGGACACACAGACACUACAGAACACACUGCGGGCCGUUCAGCUGUUGCAGGAUGAGCUGGCGGAGCGGUCAGUCCAGUUGGAGAAGGUGAGGAGGGCAGGCAGAGAGCUGGCUAACACACAGGAGUCCCCCACUCUCAGAGCUGCCGAGAUCAUCAGCACUGCAGAUGGUCUGGAGAAGAGGUUCAGCUCUCUGUCCGAGUCCGUGUCCGAGCGAGCUGAGCAGCUCCAGACGUCCGUAGCCCAGUCGGUCAGUGUCCAGGAGGGACUGAAGGGCCUGCUAGCCUGGCUGGACGGCCUACUGCUGACCCCCCGGGCCCGUCCAACCCACCGCCCAGGCUGUCCAGGACGCCCUCACACAGAAUCAGGUACCAUAGUAGAAAUACAGAAACUACGCCAGGAGCUGUUAUCCAGACAGGGCAGUGUGGAGGCCACCUGCGACUCUGUCUCCAAACUGCUCCAGAGCGCUGACGCCUCCACGGCCUCCGGGCUCCAGGGGUCACUAGAGCGCCUGAGCCGGCACUACGCCGCGGCACUGGCCAAGCAGGCCGAGAGGGAGGCUGAGCUCCGGGGGCUCCUGCCCAAGCUGGAGAACUAUGAGAGACUGAGUACGGACCUGCAGGGUUUUACUCAGACCAGGCUGAGAGCUUUGAGCCCCACGGGACAGCCUGACCGCAGUGUGGAGGACUACAGACAGACCAUUGAGGAGGUGAGAGCGGAGCAGGAGCAAGAGGCAGGUCAACUGAAGUCAUUCUGCCAGCUGGGGACAGACCUCAGCCAAGCCAAGGCCCUGACCAGCACACAGACCCUACUGGACAACGUCAGAGAGGUGUCCGAUGAGUUCGCCCGACUGGAAUCCAACAUCACUGAAAGGAACAACGCCAUCCAGAGUUGUGAGCAGCGUUUGGGCCACUUCCGGUCUCUCUCUAGCUCCCUCCUCAGCUGGCUCCACACAACACAGGAGCAGCUGCCUCCCAAAGAGGCCAACCUCAACGCAGAGGCCCUGCAGAGGAGAGUGCAGCAGCUCGAGAACUUACUGAGCGACUGGGAGGCCCAGGGGGUUCGGGUUCAGGAGCUGAACAAGACUGGGUCAGAACUGGAGACCCUCAUCAUCAACAUCACAGCCCCCCAGGCCAAGACAGGUGUUCCCCAGAUCAAUGGUGCAGACAGCCCCAGCAGGGCCAAUGGCAUUCACACAUGCAAAGACCUGACAGAGAUGCAGGUGGCGGUGGCGGAAGUGAGCGGACGUUACGAGGAGCUGGGAGGGGAACUGAAGAACAGACGGCGGAACCAGGAGGCUUCUCUGGAGCUCAGACAGAAGGCCAGCCAGGGUACCGAGGAGCUCAGCCGCUGGCUGGGAGACCGGGAGAACAGCCUGGGCCAGACUACCACCUCCCCCUCCAAACCUGAGUUGGUACGCGCCCAGGCCCAGGAGAACAAGGCCUUACUGUCUGAGCUGGCAGAGCAUUCUGGGAAGGUGGAGGAGCUGAAGAGCACCCUGGAGAAGCUGAUAGCAGACAACCCAGACUCCCCAGAGGCAGACACCUGGAGACAACAAAUGAAGGAGAUCGACUCCCGCUGGGCAAAGGCCAAUGAGACGGCAGUACAGAGGCAGACGGAACUGGAGACCUGUGCUGAUAGGCUGGGCAGCUUUGCCACAGCAGCCAGUCAGUUGGGGCCGUGGCUCAGAGAGAAGGAGCUGAUGAUGAGUGUGCUGGGACCCCUGAGCAUCGACCCCAACAUGCUGAACACCCAGAAACAACAAGCCCAGUUCAUGCUGCGUGAGUUUGAGACCCGGCGGCCCCAGUUCGACCAACUCACCCAGGCGGCCGAGGGCAUCCUUUCACCGUCUGGUGGCGACUCCUCUCCGCAGGAUGCCAAGGACCUAGCGGAGGUCCGGUCCGAGCUGGGCUCCGUCUCUCAGCAGUGGGACGACCUCACUCAACGUCUGUCCCGGCGCUCGGAGGACAUCGACCAGGCCCAGGGCACCAGCGAGCGAUACCAAGCCCUGCUGAAGGACCUUUCGGUCAGCGUGGGGGCGCUAGGCGAACGGCUGGAUGGCCAGGCCUCGCUCAGUGCCCAGCCUGAGGCCCUGAAACGGCGUCUGCAGGAGACAGGCGAGAUCCGCUCUGAGCUGGAGCAGAGGAGGGAUGAGCUGGGCGAGGCUGAGAAGCUGUGCGGCGAGCUGAGUGCCAUCGUGGUUGAACCUUACCUGAGAGACGAGCUGAAGAAGAGGCUGGAGAGUGUGAGGAGCCCGCUGAGGAGCCUGGAGGAGAGGGCCACUGACGGUCUGUCCCAGCUCCAAGCUGCUCUCUCAAGCACCCAGCAAUUCCAGCAGAUGUUCGAGGAGCUGCGGAGUUGGUUGGACAACCAGGGUGGUCAAAGAGACUCUACCGCCGACUCCCUCCCCUGCCAGCCCGAGGCUAUCCGGACCCUGCUUGAUCAGCAAGACGAGUUUCAUCGCGGGGUGGCCAGCCAACGUGGCCCCUACGAGCUCAUCCAGGCCGAGGGGGCCUCCCUGCUCGUCAAGCUACCCGCCGCCGGUGAAGAACGAUCAGCCUUACAGUCCCAGCUCGCCACCCUACGCCAGGACUGGGAUGAGCUUAAUCAGUGCUUCGUGGAACGCCAGAACCUGCUGAAAACCGCCCUGACCAAGGCCGAGAGUUACCAGCAACACCGCGCCAAGCUCACGCCCUGGGUGACAGAGUGCGAGAAGCGGGAAGCUGACAUCCAGCCCUCCCUCGACCCAGCGGCCCUGGACAAGGCCUUGCAGAAGGCCAGGCAGCUGGGGUUAGACCUGGAGCACCAUCGCCCCCUCCUGGAGGAUUUAAACACCGCGGCCGACCAACUCCUGGAACACUGCCGCGUCGGAGAGGAAGACAUACGCUACGAGAAAGCCCAACUCAACCGUAGAGUCGACGGGCUGGCAGAAAAACUCCAGAACUGUGUUUCCCAACUGGAAGAGUUAGCGGAUCGACUGAAGGAGUUCGAGGACGGGCGGCAGGCGGUGGAGAGGAGGCUGGAGGCAGCGCGGCAUCAGAUCGAGGUGCAGGAGGCGCUGGGCCCACAGGCGUGCAGCAACAAGAGCCUGGAGCGGCUGAGGAGCCAGCAGGAGACGCUGCACUCGCUGCAGCCACAGGUGGCCUACCUGAGGGAUCUGGCCCAGGGGCUGGUGCAGGACGCACCCCACACAGCAGGGGGCGGCGGAGAGGGAGGACAGCGGCUGGAGCAGCAGGCCCGAGACACAGACAGAGAGUUUGGAGACGUCAGCGAAAAGAUUGAAAAGUGCUGUUCCACCCUGGAGUCCCGUCUCCAGGGCGUGGGGGAAGUCCAGUCCUCGGUACGCGACCUCUUCUCCCGCCUGUCCGACCUGGACGACGAGCUGGACUCGCUGAGCCCGGUGGGGCGCGAUGCCGACUCGCUCGCCUCGCAGGCGGAUGCCGUCCGCACUUUCCUGGCUCGCCUGGCCACGUUGAGGUCGGAGCUUGAAGGUCACGGGGGCGACUGCACCGCCAUGCUCCGCCGAGAGGGGUCGUCUCCCGAUCUCCUCGCCCUGAGGAGAGAGACUGAGGCCCUGAGCCGCCAGGCUGGGAAGCUGGCCGAGAGGGGCCAGGCCAGACUUGAGCAGAUCGAGGCAGCUGCCGAGAAGGUGGGAGAAUUCUACGCCCAGGUGGCGGAGCUGCAAGGGCUCCUGGGACGGGCAGAGGAAGGGCUGAACUCGCAGGGCGUGGUGGGGACGGAGGUGGAGACCAUCAAGCAGCAGCUGCACGAGUUCAAGGCGGUGGAGAGGGAGCAGGUGGACAGCAUUCAACCCAAGCUGCAGCACGUGAACGCGGUGGGCCAGGGCCUGAUCCAGAGUGCAGCCAAACACACAGACACCCAGGCUCUGGAGCAUGACCUAGAGACCACCAACCUCCGAUGGAACUCCCUCAACAAGAGGAUUGCAGAGCGCAUCGCCCAGUUGCAGGAAGCUCUGUUGCAUUGUGGGAAGUUCCAGGAUGCCCUGGAGCCUCUUCUGAGCUGGCUGAGUGACACGGAGGAGCUGGUAGCCAAUCAGAAGCCCCCGUCAGCCGAGUACAGAGUGGUCAAGGCCCAGAUCCAGGAACAGAAGCUGUUACAAAGACUGCUGGACGACCGCAGAGCCACUGUUCAGAUGAUCCAGGGAGAGGGAGAGAGGAUCGCAGCCACGGCCGAGACACAGGACAAAGACAAGAUCCAGAAACAGCUGGAGAGUCUGGGAGAGCGAUGGGACGAGCUGCUGGAGAAAGCCAGGGCAAGGCAGUGCCAAUUGGAGGAUCUGCAGGCGCUGGCACUUCAGUUCCACGAGGCGGUGGAGCCUCUUGGAGAGUGGCUGAGUGCCACCGAGCGACGCCUGAGCACCGUCGAGCCCAUGGGAACCCAGACUUCCAAGAUCACCCAACAGAUUACAAAACACAAGGCCGUCCAAGAGUCCGUCUCCUCUAGAGGAUCCGAGGUCAACUGCCUCGAGGCCCUCGGCCAAUCCCUGGCGCCCCUCAGCUGCGCGGCCGACCGCGAUUGGCUGAGGGAGCGUGUGGGGGCGGUGCGGCUAGGCCACUCGGAGCUCAGUGAUUGGUGCCAAUGCAGGGCCGUCAUGCUGGAGCAGGCCCUGGCCAAUGCCCAGCUGUUUGGGGAGGAUGAGGUGGAGGUGCUCAACUGGCUGGCUGAGGUGGGCCAGCGGCUGGGACAGGUGUCUGUGCAGAGCUACCAGCCAGGGGUCCUCACCCAGCAGCACAAGCACUCACUGUCUCUCAAUGAAGAGAUAGUGAGCAGGAAGAAGCAGGUUGACCAGGCCGUCAAGAACGGACAAGCCCUGCUCAAGCAAACCACCGGUGAGGAAGUUCUGCUGAUCCAGGAGAAGCUGGACGGUAUCAAGUCUCGCUACGCUGAGAUGACGGGCGGGAGCAGCAAAGCCCUCCGCAUCCUGGAGCAGGCCCUGCAGCUGAGCACGCGAUUCGCCAGCGCCCACGACGACCUCAACCACUGGUUAGACAAGGUGGAGGCGGAGCUCAACCUCAUGGAGCCCGACGCCACGCCAGCCUAUCAGGACAGACAGAAGGAGCUGAAGUGUGUGUCGGCGGAGAAACGUCUGGUUUUGGACACGGUCAACGAGGUGGGCAGUGCCCUCUUAGACCUGGUGCCCUGGCGUGCCCGCGAGGGCCUAGACCGCCUGGUGGCUGACGCCAACCAGCGCUACCGAGCGGCGGACGAGACCAUAACCCAGCGGGUACAGCUGGUACAGGCUGCCGUCCAGAGGUCACAACAGUAUGAGGAGGCGGUGGACGCGGAGCUGACCUGGGCUGGGGAGACGGAGAGGAAGCUAUCCUCCCUGGGUCCUCUGAGUCUGGAGCCUGACGUCACCGUGGCCCAGCUACAGGUCCAGAGGGCCUUCAAUAUCGACAUCAUCCGACACAAAGACACCGUGGACCAGCUACUCCACACCAGGGACGACAUCCUGGAGACGUGCAGCGACCAGCAGAGAGACGCUCUGGUGGUGAAGACGGACUCGCUGAUUGCCCGCUACGAAGUGGUGAGCCAGCGGCACCAGGAGCGUUUCUCAGCCCUGGAGCAGGCCCAGGUCCUGGUGGCCCGCUUCUGGGAGACCCAGGAGGAGCUGGAGCCCUGGCUGGGGGAGACGGAGACCCUUAUCGCCCAGCUGCCCCCACCUGCCAUCGACACCGAGGCCCUGCGACUCCAACAGGAGCAGAUGAGGCUCUUGAGGGAGUCCAUAGCGGAGCACAAGCCCCACAUCGACAAGCUGCUGAAGAUCGGCCCCCAGCUGGCCGUUCUGAGUCACCAGGAGGGGGCCACGGUGAGGCAGCGCUACAGCGACGCCGAGACACGCUACGCGGCCAUCAAGGAGGAGGUCAAGGGUCGCGCCGCCACCCUGGACGAGGCUGUUUCUCAGUCUGCGCAGUUCCAUGACAAGAUGGACCCCCUAUUGGAGACCCUGGAAGGGGCUGUGCAGCGCCUCCGUUCCCCUUCUCCCGUGGCGGCGGAGGCGGAUAAGAUCCGGGAGCAGCUGGCUGAGCACAAGGCUACUGGGCUGGAGCUGGACAAACUGUUGCCCUCCUUCUCUGCCCUGUGUGCCCGUGGUGAGGAGCUCAUCAGUAGAGCAGCCCAACGAUCCUGCCCCGUGCAUUCCCGUCUCCUGCGUCUGCGCUCCCUGUGGGAUGAGAUCCGGCAGAGGGCUGAGGAGCGGGAGGGGAAGCUGACGGACGUCUUGGACCUGGCUGGGAAGUUCUGGGCCGACAUGGCGGCGUUACUGAGCACGCUCCGUGACUCGCAGGACAUCGUCAAGGAGCUGGAGGACCCCGGGGUGGACCCCUCACUCAUCAAACAGCAGAUAGAGGCGGCUGAGGCCAUCAAGGCCGAGACAGAUGGGCUGAGGGAGGAGCUGGAGUUUGUACGAACCCUUGGGGCUGAACUCAUCUUCGCCUGCGGAGAAACGGAGAAGCCUGAGGUCAAGAAGACCAUUGACGAGAUGAAUGUGGCCUGGGAAGGCCUGGACCGGACGUGGAGAGAGAGGAUGGAGAGGUUGGAGGAGGCCAUGGCUGCUUCUGUGCAGUACCAGGAUGCAUUGCAGGGCAUGUUUGACUACCUGGACAACACAGUGAUCAAGCUCUGUGACAUGUCCAUUGUGGGCACUGAUCUGGGAACUGUCAAACAGCAGAUUGAAGAGCUCAAGCACUACAAGGUGGAGGUGUACCAGCAGCAGAUAGACAUGGAGAAGCUGUGCCACCAGGGGGAGCUGUUGCUCAAGAAGGUCUCGGACCAGAACGACAGAGACAUGAUCCAGGAGCCCCUCACUGAGCUCCGACACCUCUGGGACAACCUGGGGGACAAGAUCAUUCACAGACAGCAUAAGUUGGAAGGGGCUCUCCUGGCUCUAGGUCAGUUCCAGCAUGCCUUGUCUGAGCUGCAGUCCUGGCUGAGUCACACCCACGCCACCCUGGACACACAGAGACCCAUCAACUCUGACCCCAAGGCCAUCGAGAUAGAACUGGCCCGACACCACGUGCUGAGGAACGACGUGUUGUCCCAUCGCUCCACGGUGGAGACGGUGAACGCGGCGGGGGCUGAGCUGCUGGAGUCCAGUCCCGGGGAGGAGGCCAACCACCUCCGCGGCCAGCUGGACCACCUCAACCGCGGCUGGGAGAACCUGCUACUCAAGACCCAGGACCGGCAGAAACUACUGGAGGCCGCACUGCACAAGGCGGAGGGUUUCCAUGGUGAGCUGGAGGAGUUCCUGCAGUGGCUGAGGAGGACAGAGAGCCAGCUGUCUGCAGCCAAACCCACAGGUGGUCUGCCUGAGACGGCCCGGGAGCAGCUGCAGCAGCACCUGGAGCUUCAGACCCAGUUGGCCCAGCGCGCGGAGCAGUACAACCGGCUGCUGGACGCGGGGGAGUCCAUGUUGCUGUCCCGCGGGGGGGAGGAGGGUGGCCCCGGGGCUGGCACGACCCAGACCCAACAGAACCUGGCCCUGCUGCAGAACAAGUGGGCCAGCCUGAACACUAAGAUGGAGGACCGCAGGGCGAAGCUGGACGAAGCGGUGUCGCUGGCCACAGGGUUCCAGUCCUCCCUCCAGGACACCAUCAACUGGCUGACCCAGGCUGAGCAGACCCUCAACAUGGCUCAGGCCCCCUCCCUCAUCCUGGACACCGUCCUCUUCCAGAUAGACGAACACAAGAUGUUUGUGAAUGAGGUGAACACCCACAGGGAGCAGGUUUUGGCUCUGGAGAAGGCCGGCUCUCAGCUGCGUUUCGCCAGUCUGAAGCAGGAUGUGGUUCUGAUCAAGAACCUUCUGCUGAGUGUACAGGCCCGCUGGGACAAGCUGGUGCAGAGGUCCCUGGACCGCGGCAGACACCUCGACGAAGCCCGCAAGAGGGCCAAGCAGUUUCAUGAGGCUUGGAGGAAACUGUCAGACUGGCUGGAGGAGGCUGAGAGCCGGCUAGACUCGGAGCUGGAGAUCUCCAACGAGCCAGACAAGAUCAAAGUACAACUGACCAAACACAAGGAGUUUCAGAAGGCGCUGGGUUCUAAGCAGCCGGUGUAUGACACCACAGUGAGGUCUGGUAAGGCCAUGAGGGACAAGACCACCCUGCCCGAAGACACCCAGAAACUAGACCACCUACUGGGGGAGGUCAGGGACAAGUGGGACACGGUCUGUGGGAAGAGUGUUGAGAGGCAACACAAGCUAGAGGAGGCCCUGCUGUUCUCAGGUCAGUUUGCUGAGGCCCUGCAGGCCCUGGUGGACUGGCUGUACCGUGUAGAACCCCAGCUGGCUGAAGACCUGCCAGUCCACGGAGACCUGGACCUGGUCUCCAACCUCAUGGACUCACACAAGGCCUUCCAGAAGGAGUUGGGAAAGAGGACAACUAGUGUUCACGCCCUGAAGCGCUCAGCCAGAGAACUGAUGGAGACGGGCCGCGACGACACCGCCUGGGUCAAAGUUCAACUGCAAGAGCUCAGCAACCGCUGGGACACAGUCUGUGCCCUGUCCGUCACCAAGCAGACCCGUCUUCAGCAGGCCCUCAAACAGGCAGAGGAGUUCCGCACGGAGGUGCAGCUGCUGCUGGAGUGGCUGUCCGAGGCUGAGCAGACGCUGCGGUUCCGCGGCGUGCUGCCUGAGGAGGCGGAGACUCUGCAGACGCUGCUCCACACCCACCGGAACUUCAUGGCCACGGUGGAAGAGAAGAGGACCGACGUGAACCGGGCCGCGGGCCAGGGCGAGGCCAUCCUCACCACGUGCCACGCCGACUGCAUCACCACCAUCAAACACUGGAUUACCAUCGUCCGCUCCCGCUUUGAAGAGGUCCUCACAUGGGCCAAACAGCACGAGCAGCGUCUGGAGACUGCUCUGACAGAGUUACUCAACAACGCCACGCUAUUGGAGGAGCUGUUGUCAUGGCUGCAGUGGGCAGAGACCACCCUAGUCCAGCGUGACGGAGAGACCCUUCCACAGGACAUCCCUCAGCUCAAAACACUCAUCACAGAACACCAGGUGUUUAUGGAGGAGAUGACCCGGAAGCAGCCUGACGUGGACAAAGUGACCAAGACGUACAAGAGGAAACCAGCAGAGCCCCCUAGCAGCCUAGCUGAGAGGAGAGGAGCUCGUAAAAACCAGCAGCAACAACCGCAUCAACAACAGGCGGCGAUGCAAGUCGCCGGGGGCAACCCCCGCUUGACUCAGCUAUGCUCAAGGUGGCAGCAGGUGUGGCUGCUUGCCCUCGACCGCCAGCGGAAGCUCAACGACGCCCUCGACAGGCUUGAAGAGCUGAAAGAGUUUGCCAACUUUGACUUUGACGUGUGGAGGAAGAAGUACAUGCGCUGGAUGAACCACAAGAAGUCGCGCGUCAUGGACUUCUUCAGACGCAUCGACAAGGACCAGGACGGAAAGAUCACUCGCCAGGAGUUCAUCGACGGCAUCCUGGCCUCAAAGUUCCCCACCAGCAGGUUGGAGAUGACGGCGGUGGCAGACAUCUUUGACCAGGACCGAGACGGUUACAUCGACUACUACGAGUUUGUGGCGGCGCUGCACCCCAACAAGGACGCCUACCGGCCCACCACCGACGCUGACAAGAUAGAAGACGAGGUGACCAGACAGGUGGCACAGUGUAAAUGUGCCAAGCGGUUCCAGGUGGAGCAGAUAGGAGAGAACAAGUACAGAUUCUUCCUUGGAAACCAGUUUGGUGACUCGCAGCAGUUGCGGUUGGUGCGUAUCCUGCGCAGUACGGUCAUGGUGCGGGUCGGAGGGGGCUGGAUGGCCCUGGACGAGUUCCUGGUCAAGAACGACCCCUGCAGAGUGCAACAUCCUGGACUUAAGAUCCUUCGCUCCGACUCCAGUAGCACCAUUUCAUCUCGUAUAGCCCGAGGCCGUACCAACCUGGAGCUGCGUGAGAAGUUCAUCCUUCCGGAGGGUGCUUCCCACGGCCUGGCGGCGUUCCGCUCCCGAGGCCGGCGCUCCAAACCCGGCUCCCGCACGGCCUCGCCCACCCGCUCCUCCUCCUCGGCCUCGCACAGCGCACAUAGCUGCGCAUCCUUGCCCUCUGCUCCCGCCACCCCCACCGCCUCCUCUAGGUCCUCAAACUCGCGUGGCUAUGCCAAGCCCUGGCUGGCACACAGUAAAACUCCAACACCAACCAAGUGCCAGUCCUGCCCAGACCACGACCACACCACGCCUGGGCAUGAGGGAGCAGCGUCGGGGUCCAAGCUGAAGAGGCCCACCUUCCACUCCAGCCGAGGGUCUCUGACUGGAGAGAAUGGAGGAGCUACACCCAUUUCUACUAAACCUGGACGUACCGACCCCAAACGUACCCCAUCGGGGGCCAGUGGUCCGGUCAGCCGGGCGGGCAGCCGGGCGGGCAGCAGGGCAAGCAGCCGGCGGGGCAGCGACGCUUCAGAUGCCUCUGAGCUCCUGGAGACUCGCUCGGACACCUCGGACACCCCCCGGCGCCCAGGAGCGGCCAAGCCCUCCAAGAUCCCGACCAUCUCCAAGAAGGCCCCAAGCCCCAAGACACCCGCUUCUGGGAAGAAAUAGUGAAGGAGAUGUCAAAAAGACGUCAUAAAAACGUCAUACAGCCAACCAUAGAGUCGUCAACAUAACAGCGUCAUACAUCUAACUAUCGGGCUGGUUUGACUACAAGGGCUUCCCCAGCCCCCCAAAACACCAGCCAUGAUGAAAUAGGGAAGAUGUCCAGACUAUAGAAUUAGAUCAAGUAGAACACACCAUCUCCCUUUCGAAGAGACGCUCUAUAGUGAACAGACUGCUGGCGGCCAUAUUGGGUGUCACAUUUGAUCCAAACGUCCAUCCAUAGGGCUUGCAUGGGAUUCAUGCACCAAGACUACUGUAUGAAGGGCAGGGAGAGGGAUAGGGGAAGAUAUCUCUCCCUUCCUCCCUCGUACACACACUCUGAAAAAAGCUCACUGGGGGUGUCUGGUUCGUGCACUUAGACGGAACAGAACUUUCCCCUUUUAAAACCCAGAUCCCAGUUUGCCUUCCAGUCUCCUGUGUGCUCUGUCUCGUAAUGGGAUUGUGCUAGACUGUUGUAGAGAAAGCCACAGCAAUUUGAACCGACAACCAACCAACAUAAUGCUGCCUUACUGUGUUACACAUUUCUGUCCUUACUUUUACCUAAUCUGAGUUCCAGAGAACGUUAGGUAGAGCCUUGUAACUACUUUGUGUAUGUACACGCACAGAACUGAAGCACACACACACACACACAUUUACAUUUACAUUUAAGUCAUUGAGGGGAGAGAUUAAAUGACUCGGAACUUCCUGGAGAAUGGCAUUCAAAAGAACUGGAUUGUGGGUAUUGUGGAAAUUAUUUUUUUUCUCACCAUGAGUUCAACUGAAUAUAUGCAAUGAUUGCCGUCUUGUUUUAUUCCUCCCCUGGACUGGGAAGUGAAAAGGAAUGACACUUCAGCAUGUCUAUGGGUCGGGAACAUCCAGACUAGCGUGAAUCUACUGUUCAGUGUCUGGGCGGCGCCACUCUGACCACUUCCUGCACUGAGCUAACUGCCUAAACCUCAAGCACAGGAGACCGCGGAAGUGGCGGGAAACACACUGCAAUGUCCUCACAAACCCCUGCAACAUUGGAAGUGUGUUUAAAGGUGUGUAUGUGAGUGUGUGUUUGAUGGUAUGGAGGGUUUCUCAUGUUGUCCUAUAAUAUGAAACCUGGGUUUCUGAGAAGAAAAGCACUAUUUCUUGGUGGGACUCCACUAACAGCAGAAACGUGACAGUGUGAAACAAUGUAGUCGAUUUGUAAGGACACACAAUUUAAGCGACUAUGAUUCUACGAUUAGAGAUUGAAGACCAGCACACACUGACUGUGUAUCGUUGCCGCUGGAAACCCCAGAGCCGCAAACACAUUUUUUGUACACGUGUGUAGUCGUCACGUGUUUACAGGAAUCAAAGGUCAUCGACUUGCGUCACUGUAUGCAAAGAUUUCAUUUGUGAAUGUCUUUCGUUCGGGUUAAUUUAUCAUCCUGUUGUAUUUUGUUUUAGUUUUGGUUUAGUAGUUUAAGAAAACAUUUCUAUUUAUUUUUCAGUUCUGUAUCAUCACCUUGGAGAAUGAUUAGUGUUAAUACAAUGAAAUCAUGAUAUUUUGUACCAAGGAAAAUGUCUGCUCCUCUCUUCAACGUUGUAUGUUAUUACUUCUUAACAUAAAUUUACUCAACUAGGAAGCUGACUUUCCAUGGCAGCCUUUUUUGCUAAUGACUACAACUCCCUGAACAUGACCAAAGGGGGUUGCCCUUAUUGUGUUGACAAAAAAAAAACUACAAAUAUGGAUGACAGGGAACCGAACCCCCAGUGUCCCCAGUGAUGGCUGCAAAUGUGCUCCUCUAUUUCUUAAUGUGAGAGCUGAAGUAUAUGAAAGCUUAAUGAACGCAAAUGUCAUCUUGAGGUGAUUUUAUUUAUUUAUUGUCUCCUUGGGGGUGGGGAUCCGGGGACGCCGAAGAGGAACUCACCUUUUGAUGCGGUGUUAUUCUCUGUGAUGAAGAGAAAAUAUGUCGCUGGGAGGGGGGUUAGAAGUCAAUUGUGUAAAAUAAGAAAAGCUAAGAAUAUAAAGCUUUUUUUGUUCUCUUUUUGUAUUAAAAAUAUGCUUGCAAGUAAAAAAAAAAAAAUGUCA
Messenger RNA from Oncorhynchus gorbuscha (pink salmon), 26859 nucleotides. Its product is annotated as microtubule-actin cross-linking factor 1-like. Gene Ontology annotation, biological process: intermediate filament bundle assembly; wound healing. Gene Ontology annotation, cellular component: keratin filament; cytoskeleton; cytoplasm. The record is from RefSeq and is a predicted model, not a curated record. Gene Ontology annotation, molecular function: microtubule binding; calcium ion binding; structural molecule activity. NCBI's taxonomy places the organism in Eukaryota, Metazoa, Chordata, Actinopteri, Salmoniformes, Salmonidae.